Molecule: messenger RNA, 1530 nt
Organism: Cokeromyces recurvatus
Lineage: Eukaryota; Fungi; Mucoromycota; Mucoromycetes; Mucorales; Mucoraceae
Exons: 7
Coding region: 1-1530 (509 amino acids)
Source: RefSeq, a predicted model, not a curated record
AUGGUUGAAAGUUGCAUUCUAGUUAUGAACGUAGCCCUCUUCUAUCAACAAAUACAAAUUCAAACUGAUUGUAAAACACUGAGAUUACGACAAGCGAGAGUCGAGUUACUCGAAUUGUCUACUCCUUUACCUUCUAAUAAAGAAAACGAUGCUAUUGAAAAACGUAAACAGCGAUGGGAAGAGAGUGCUUCUAAAGCAGAACAAGAUAAACAUGCCGUUGAAUCUAUUAUUGCCGGAAUUCUUUCAAGUCAUCGCAAUCGUACUCCUUCUUUUCAUGUCGAUUCUAAUUUUGAGCAAAGAUUACAUUUAUGUCAAUUAACAACACUUGUCUUUGGUCGUUUUGAUGCUUUAUCAACUCGUCAACAUGUUAUUGCACAUGCAACUUCAUCAGCUCGUCGUCGUCGUCAUCGUCAUGAAUCUAAUCUAGUCGAUAUUGACAACAUUGAUGAUGAUCAACAACCUACAUGUGAUGUAAAACGUCGCCAACGUCUUUUUUCUAAGCCUAUUUUACCACCUUUCUGUCGUCGUCAUCGUAUUCAAAGUUGCUAUGCAUGUCGAUCACCUUAUUUAAAAGAGAAACCUAGCACUGCACUUUUUAUGGAUCGUUUACAUAAACUAGAAGAAGAGCACGAUGAAUCUAGUUCCUCACAAGAAUUUAAGACAUUAGAUCUUGAAUCUAUCGCACCUCCACCACCACCUGCAGGUUUGAUUGAAGCGAUUCCAACUUUUUUAAGAACAAGUGCAGAUAAAUUAAGGCGUGCUUUAGAGAAUGGACAUGAUGAUGGAAAACCAAUGACAGUAGCAGGACAAAAGGUGAUGGGUGGCGGUAUGCCUCCACGCUGGUAUGAUUUAUUUUUAGAGCUUUUAACACAGGCUGCCAUUGAAAGUUAUUUAUGCGAUACUCAGUCUGGCCUUGAACCUAUUUUUGAAAUAUUUUCAUAUGGAGAUGUUGAAGAUGAAGAUCCUGAAGAAGAUCAACAUGAAGAAGACGAUGAAGAAGGGGAAGAAGAAGAUGACGAAGAAGAAGAAGAGGAAGGAUAUGAAGAAGAAGAAUUGGAUGAAUGGGGAAUUCAUGCUGCUGAUCACCAUUUGUUAUUUCCUAAAACUCGCACUAUGCAUUUAUUCAAGACACAAGUACGAGAAAGAGAAAAAGAUUUUUUAAUAAUCGAAGAAGGAAUUGAUCUUCAAACUCAUUUUGAAAGAUUAGCACAACGUUUUCCUUUACAAACAUUCGAAAAAAAUAUGGGUGAAUUUAUUCAAAUGAUUUCAGAUUCCAUGGAUAUUCCAGCUUUAGAUAAGUACGAACAAAGUAUAAAUGAUAAGAGUACAAGUAGUUUUUCAUCAUCAUUGCCAACUCCAUCAUCUGCUAAUGGACCAUCUAUUUAUAAAUAUCCUGGUGAUGGUUCACUUUUAAUGCCAGAAAUUCCUGAUGAAGAUGAUAGUCAUCAUGAUAACAUCAAGAAAAGGUCUGCUGUACAAGAAAAUAAUUUAGAAACAGAUACAAAUAAACGUAUCAAAACUGAAGAGUAG